Messenger RNA from Phyllopteryx taeniolatus (common seadragon), 2949 nucleotides. It is a transcript of the gene emp2, whose product is annotated as epithelial membrane protein 2. The transcript has 6 exons. Gene Ontology annotation, cellular component: plasma membrane. The coding region runs from base 493 to 990 and encodes 165 amino acids. The record is from RefSeq and is a predicted model, not a curated record. Lineage: Eukaryota; Metazoa; Chordata; Actinopteri; Syngnathiformes; Syngnathidae.
AGCCACACCCAGACCUUCCCACCACAGCAGCGGGGCCUCAGAGCAAGUGUGCAUCUCCCAACUUUUUUGGGGAGUCAAUUGAGUAUGGUGUGUUGCUGUAGCUGAGUCGCACCUGGAGACUUGUUCUCGUAAUAUUUGCGUACUUUAAUUUUUUUCCCCCCCAGUUCCAAACGCUGUCCCUUUCGGAGCUGCGCACAUAUUGUAUUCCGCGUUCUUCAAACUCGAUUUCAGCCAUUUUCCCCCCAAAGCCAGCAAGAGGAGUUGGGAGAGCAGAACAGUGAGAGAGACGGGGGAGUGAGAUCCAGAGGCCCAGUUAAACCAAUUUCUUUAAUGUGAGAGGCCCUGAUCCAGCCUGACUACCAACCUGCGAACUUGACUUCCAGCAGAAACAGAAGGAUAAUUAACUAGUCAGACCCGGUGACACGGAAGCGUUUUGCCAACUAUCUGCAUCUAUCAACUGGCUGACGAGUUAGCCGAACAGAGGGGGCAGCCAUGUUGAUCAUCUUGGUCCUCAUCAUCCUUUUCCAUGUGGCUGCGGCCAUCCUCCUCUUUGUUGCAACCAUACACAAUGCAUGGUGGUUGGUGUCAGCACCUGGACGGGAUGUACUCUACUCGGACCUGUGGUACUCUUGCAACAACACUUGCUUUCCUAUUGCGAAGAGCCACACUCGUGAUGCAGCCUACCUGCAGAUUGUCCAGGCCACCAUAAUCCUGGCCAUCAUUUUAUGCUGUAUCAGCUUCUUUGUCUUCAUUCUUCAGCUCUUCAGACUCAAGCAAGGAGAGCGAUUCGUCUUCACCGCAAUUAUUCAGCUGUUAGCCUCUGUGUGCGUGAUGAUGGCGGCCUCCAUUUACACGGCUCAGAACAAGUCUUUCCACCACAGCAGUCUCCAUGACGGCUCGUACGGAUCCUCCUAUAUUUUAGCCUGGGUCAGCUUCCCAAUGACUCUAAUCAGUGGUCUCAUGUAUCUGGUGCUUAGAAAGCGCAAGUAGAUGUCAAUUUAUGGGCGUACGGUAUACAGUAUGAAUGGAAAUCCUGGGAUGUACAGUGACUACUCAAGAAGACAAUUGUGCAGUCUGCUCAAAUAGCAGUAUGGAGGUAAUUUACAUGCCUCAAUUUUUCCCCAACAAAACAACAAAUAACACUCACGCACACACAGAUCAAGCAUUGCAUUUCACUUAUGUUACUGUGGGUUGUGAAUAAUGGUGUUGUGUUCUCACUGAAUGCAGCCGAGGUUGCAUUAGAAGCCCUCUCCCCAAUAGACACUGAUAAAUAUUUGUCAUUUGAGAAAAUCACACUGGAUUGUCUGAUGAAUUGCAGCAACUAAACAAUAUUCUGCGUACAUUUAAAAGCCUGAACUAAUGACAGGGAGUCUGAGCCAUGUUUGUUCAAUUUGCAUUUCAAGUUGGACAAGUACCACCAGAUUUCCCUAUAGCCCUGACAGAGUUUAAUUUGCAUCAAAAUCUAGGCGAGCAUCUCCAUGUAAAUGCUCAUGAGCUGUCCUACACAACUAUAGUCGAAGAAGAACAUCUACAGUUACUGAUGCUUCUUUUUGCAUUUAGUGAGAAGGUAUCUUUUAAUUUGUCUAAACUGGUCAUCCAAGUUAUUAAAAUCCACAAAACAUUUGACUAGAAGUCUUCUUUUUUGUUGAAGACGUUCCAGCUUUUUUAAACAAGGAAGUGCUUGCCUUCGUUCACCUUUUUAUUUACUGUUGACUCCCCCACAUCCAUGUUACCACUUUUCCUUCUUUUAUGGCUCAUUGUCAUGUUUUUCAGCAACAUGAGGAUUUGAGUUAAGUAAAAAAAAUAAAAUAAAAGAUUUUAAAAAAAAAACUUGGAAGAUUUGUCGUGCAGGGUCCACACCCGUUUUUGAGACACUAUUAACAAAUAAAAAAAUUCGUACAUAUUUGCUGUGUAUGUAUUGUUCAGACUAUUGCUGACUGAAAUACUAAUGUCUUCAGUAACGCAAAAUAAGAUUAGAAAUUAUGUUAACCAUAGCAUAUAAGAUAUGUAGUGAUAGUAGUUGUAGUAUUUGAACAUUUUGUCUGUGUUAUGCUUUUGCAUCUGUUGGUGAAAUGGUGAAACACUGAAACCAAUGAUGUGCUGCGAUGUUUGGGAUUUAAAUGACAAUAUAAACUUGAAAUAGGAAUGUUUGUCAUGGUAUUAUGCUAUUUUGUUCCCUUCAAUGAAAAUCGAGACAAAGGCUAUUUAUUAAACCAACUGUAACGCAUUUUAACAUAACAGGUGAGGAUGAAGUGGGUAAUUUUAUUCUGUUGCCAUUCUGCCAUAAUUGUCAAUGCCAUGUUCUACACACCGGAAAUUAUUUCUGACUAAUAAUAUUUGCUCAUAAAAUACCACUAACUUUUUUAAUCACUCUUUUUUGAUGUUGGUGUGGUUUUUAAUGUAGAAGCUGAAAUAUUAUUAUUAUUAUUAUUUUUUUUCUAUUGAGGAAAUUGCACGCAGGAAUGUGCCCAAUUCAUCUGCAUGAGCAAUUGGUGGUGCACUGGGUUCUUUUGUAAAGAUUCUAUUACCUUUGGGCAAACUUUAGUUUAAACCUGAGGCUUUUUCAAGCCUUUUUCAGGGAAAUGGAUGUGAGGAUUGCUCUUCUAACUCACUACUUGAAAAAAUUAUCAAAACAACAUUUUGAGUGGUUGCCUGUUACGAUUUUAAUUCCAUAUUAAUUAAUAAGCCUUAAUUUUUCAUGGCUGUUCCUGUCUUUCAAUCAAACCUUUUAAUUUAUAUUGAGAUGAGAAGGAGUGAAAUCAAUGAGUUCAUAACAGUUUAUGUAAUUUGAGUCUUUCUAAAUUUUGACCAGAAACACAUUUGGAGAUUAUGUUUGUAUUUAUUCAAAAGGAAUUACAGUAAUAACUAAGGAGUUGAAACAUUUCUAUUAGUGGUUGAGUACAACACGUAACUGUUGCAGUCUUUGAAUAAAUAGCCUCAAAGCAAAAA